Agrilus planipennis (emerald ash borer) is the source of this 7102-nucleotide messenger RNA. It is a transcript of the gene shg, whose product is annotated as DE-cadherin. The record is from RefSeq and is a predicted model, not a curated record. The transcript has 13 exons. Gene Ontology annotation, biological process: cell morphogenesis; cell-cell junction assembly; multicellular organism development. The coding region runs from base 366 to 4871 and encodes 1501 amino acids. Gene Ontology annotation, cellular component: catenin complex; adherens junction; plasma membrane. Gene Ontology annotation, molecular function: calcium ion binding; cadherin binding. Lineage: Eukaryota; Metazoa; Arthropoda; Insecta; Coleoptera; Buprestidae.
GUAGUAUUAUUAUUUAGUUAAGUUAGGUAUGCUACAAUCAGAGCAAGUUAGGUAGUUUUUGUGUAGUGAUAAUUGUAUUUGGGGUAGUUUGAACGAAUGGUUUUGUUAAUUUGUUACUUAUAUGUUUAGUUAUUUAUUGUAAUGAAUUUAAGUGAAUUGGGUGUAACCUCUAAAGCUCAGAAACCGUUAUUUCGUUUAUAAAAUCAGUGAAAUGUGCUCAUUGUGUAAACGAUCCAUAACUCUGAGUCACACUGUUAAAGUUAUGUUACCGCAAAUACCUGUGAACACAUACCAACCUGUUGAUUAACAGAAAAAAUUGCUUGUAGUUUUGAAUUUGUUUAAGUUAAUUCAUUUUUGAAGUGAAAAUGGGGAAUACAAGAACUUUGGUUAAAUACUUGUCGAUUUUGAUUAUGUUUGCAUCAAUACCUUUGGGCUUUGUAGCCCAGCUUGAUCCUUUCUCAGAUAACAGUUACACAGACCAGCAUUUUACACAAGUGACAGAGUUACCAAUGGGGUUCAACGCCAAAGAGAUGUCAUCUAGGAUAGCAACAGUUCCAUCAGAUUCAAAAGACAAUCAUAAGCCUGAAUUUUUGGACUGUGCUAACUACAAGCCUUCUGUGUUGGAGGAGCAAGAAAGGGGCACAUAUGUUACUAAAAUAACUGCCAUUGACAUAGACCCUAAGGAAUCAGGGGGCACCAUAACUUAUUCAAUAGUUAAGCCAGAUAUCAAGCGUCAAGAUUUAAAUAUUGAUAAUGUGACUGGUGUUAUAACAACAAAUGUAAGGUUUGAUAGGGAUGAGCCCAGUUAUCAGAAAGAAUUUUAUGUUACUGUAAAAGCUACUGAUAAUGGAAGACCUGUUUUGGAGUCAGAUUGUACAUUCAAAGUAACUAUUGAGGAUAUAAAUGAUAAUAACCCUGUUUUUGAUAAAUCUCAAUAUAAUGAGCAAGUGGUUGAAGAUUUGAAAGUUGAUGGGGAGGUAAUGCGUGUUUUUGCGUAUGACAUCGAUUCUGGCGAAAAUGCAAGACUCACUUACAGUCUAAUGCCACCUUAUUCUUCAGGUACACUCAAUGAGUAUAGCGAAUUUUUUAGAAUUGAUGCAAACACUGGUGUAGUUUAUUUGAAAAAGUCAUUAGUAGAGAAAACAGGACAAAUCUUCAAAAUGCAAGUCGUCGUUCGUGAUAACGGAGCAGAGCCGAAAGAAGCAUCGACAGAUGUUCAAAUACAAGUAGUCAGUUCUGAUAAGCAACCACCUUCAUUCACGAAAUUUCCAACAGAGCCAAUCUAUCUCCCAGAAAACUACAACGACGUCGAUUCCCAUAUUGCUGACAUUGAAGCAGAAUCUAACAUUCAAGAUGUUGGUUUGACUUAUGAAUUGAUCAAAGGAAAAACGAAACAAACUAAUUCUGACGAGACAUUCAGGAUUACUCAAAGAGCUAAUACUUCUGGUGCUUUUAUUACAGUAGCCCGUGCUUUGGAUUAUGAAACAGUUACAGAAUAUCAACUCACCGUACGUGUCACGAACAGAGAUCAUUUGUCCACGUCAAAGACAAUUAAUAUAAAAAUAACCGAUGUCAACGAUGAAAUUCCAACUUUUAUAGAGAUAGGAUCAGGAAGUGUUUUAGAAAACGAACAGCCUGGAGCUGCUGUUAUGCAGGUUCGUGCCAUUGAUAAAGAUGGAACUUCUGCUAAUAAUAUAGUAAGUUACGAGCUCCAGAAUUACAUGGAUCAUUUCCAUAUUGAUAAGACGACAGGGAAAAUAACUACACUUCAGAUGUUCGAUAGGGAAAAGGUCGAUUUCUAUCCCGUUAUCGUUGUUGCUAAAGAUAAUUCACCAAGUGCCCUAAGUUCAAAAAAUGUGCCUAAUUCAGCCACGCAGGCCUUUCCUAUCCAUAUAAAAGAUAGAAAUGACAACAAACCUCGUUUUACUAAGGGCAUAUACAUUGCUGACAAUAUUUUUGAAGAUAUGGACAAAGGCAAGACUGUAAUCGAAGUGAAGGCCCUAGAUCCAGACACAGCUUCUCUCAUAAUCUACAGCAUCACCAAGGGAAACGUUGGCGAUGCCUUCUACAUGGAAAAUACCACUGGAAGGAUUCAAGUUAAUAACAAACUCGAUUAUGAAAAAAUUGAAAGCUACAAUUUAACUGUUGAAGCAAACGACGGACUUUAUUCAGACAAUGCUACUGUAAUUAUUAAUAUUGGCAACAGGAACGAUGAAAUACCAGUUUUCUAUCCCUAUGAGAAACGUAUAAGGCUUAGGGAAGAAGAAGCUGUGGAUGGUUGUAUUUUAAAUAUUAAAGCUUAUGAUCCAGAUAUUAAAGAUAGGAAUGCGGACCAGCGGAUAGUUUACUCCGUAGGGGAAUCACAGAAAACGUUUAUACAGAUCUCUAAAGACGGCUGCGUUACACUUAUAAAACCUCUGGAUAGGGAUAAACCAGACGGCUUUCCUGCUUAUCAGGUUUAUAUAUAUGCUAGCGACGAACUUGGAGGACCUGGAUCGCUACUUACAUCGACAGAAUUUAUUAUAGAACUAGAAGACAUUAACGAUAACGAACCAUUUUUAAACGUGACAACUGUCGUGUGGUACGAAAAUCAAGAACCUGGCGACAUAACACAACUGACUGCUGACGACUACGACAGUGUAGAAAAUGGUCCCCCCUUUACUUAUGAUCUUGCGCCAGAAGCAAGUGUAGAAAUUCGGCAAAAAUUCGCUGUAACUACCAGUGGCGUCUUACAGGCACUUGUUACAUUUGAUAGGGAAGUUCAGAAAUAUUACAUUGUUCCGAUAGCUGUAACAGACAGUGGCACCCCCAAAUUAACAGGCGUUAGUUACAUGACAGUAAUUAUCGGGGAUGUUAACGACAAUGAAGCUAAAGACGGUUACAGUGAGAUAUUUGUCUACAAUUAUAACGGCGUGACCCCUGAUGUUGCAAUUGGACGUAUUUACGUGGACGAUCCAGACGAUUGGGAUCUUCGUGACAAGAAUUUCCAAUGGAGUGGUUUUCCAAACGAAAAUUUCGAGUUGAACCACAAUAACGGCAGCAUUAUUAUGAAACAAGGAACCCCAGAAGGAGUCUACGAUCUGAAGUUUAUUGUGACUGAAGAAGCACCGCCUGUGAUUCAAUCACAUUCGGUUUCUGCUAAUGUUACCGUCACUGUUAAGUUGAUACCGGAAGAGGCUGUAAGAAAGUCAGGUUCUGUUCGUAUAAAGGGGAUAAAAGUGGAAGAUUUUAUUAUAAAAGCACCUAAUUCGGAUUCUUUAAGCAAAAAGGAUAUUUUGCAAAAUCGGCUCGCUAAAAUAUUAAACACAUCCGCCGAAAACGUAGACGUUUUUACAGUCUUAACGUCGCCUUCAAAUGCUUCACUUGUUGACGUUAGAUUUUCAGCUCAUGGUUCUCCGUACUAUUUACCAGAAAAACUAAAUGCUAAACUUAGCCAAUUUCAAAAAGAUCUUCAAAAUGAUCUUGGUGUGGAAUUCGUUAUGAUAAAUAUAAACGAAUGUCUCAAUGAGUCAGUUUGUCCUUCAAGAAGCUCUUGUAGCAACAGAUUGAAUAUUCACGAGGAACCUGCUGUAGUCUUUACCAAUCAGACUUCGUUUGUGGGUGUUCAGGCGAUAAUAGAGGCGGUAUGUGAUUGUCUUGUACCUGAAAACGCCGAAUGUCUCAAUGGGGGCACCAUGAACGAGGCAGGAGUGUGUAACUGCUUGGCUGCAUUUGAAGGACCCAGAUGUGAACUUUUUUCUGUAGGAUUUUAUAGUGAUGGCUGGGCCAUGUAUCCUCCCUUUGAAUCGUGUAAUUAUUCUGAGAUUCAUUUGGAAAUAACACCACAAAACGAUAAUGGUUUAGUAUUCUAUGUUGGACCCAUGACAGCGUCUCCAAAACCUACAGUUAGAGAUUUUAUGUCGUUGGAAUUACGGGACGGACUUCCCCUGCUCUUGGUAGACUACGGAAGUGGAACUGCUUCGUUGUACUUGGAUCACAAAAAAUUAACAGACGGUGCUAGCCAUACUAUCCAUAUUUUGUUGCAGCCUGAAGAAAUUCUUUUAUCUGUUGACGAUUGCCAUCAAAGUAAUUGUUUGAAAUUGGGUGCUCCACCUAAUAAAGACACGAUUUUCUUGAACACAAAUGGCCCAUUACAAGUUGGUGGUACAAGAGACGAUCUGACAGAAGUGGCAAGAGUGUUAGGGUGGACUCAAGUUCCUUCUUCCAAAGGUUUCGUUGGGUGUGUGAGAAAUUUGACUUUCAAUGGAAAAACAUACAACCUGGGAAGUCCAGGGGAAUACAAAAACGCUUAUGCCAGUUGUAAUUACGCCACUAUUGGUGCUGCAACAUUUAGUAUAGAUUCCAGCUUUAUUGUGGCCAUUCUGGUUUGCAUUGCCAUUUUAAUAAUUCUUUUCUUGGCCGUGGUAGUUCAUAGGAGGAAACAAGAUAAUUGGAAUGAGAAAGAUUCCGAUGAUAUUUGCGAGAAUAUUAUUAACUAUGAAGAUGAAGGCGGUGGUGAAGUGGAUACCGGUUUUGACAUGUCAGUUCUGAGGGGAGAACAUCUGGAAGACAAACUUCCUAUUUCUGAUGGACUUUAUAGACAGGAAGCUCCCGAAGUCCCUGAUAUCAACGGUUUCUUGAGUGGUAAAAAGGACAUUUGCGACAGGGAUCCUAGUAACUUACCUUAUGAUGAUGUACGUCAUUAUGCCUAUGAAGGUCUUGGAAAUAGCGAUGGAUCACUCUCAUCAUUGGCAUCAUGCACUGACGAUGGCGAUUUGAAAUUUAAUUAUUUAUCUAACUUUGGUCCUCGGUUCCGCAAAUUGGCUGACAUGUACGGGGAAGACCCUAGUGACGACGGUAGCCAGGAUGGCGGUGAAGAAUCCUGGUGUUGAAAAAUUUCCUUGUUUUCAACAUAAACAGUACUUAAAACUAGAUACGCUUGACCAAAGACAAGUUUGGCAGCUAACAAACAGGAUUGUAAAUAAUAUCGACACCUGUUUCUCAUUUUAUAAAGUGAAUUAAGUGAAUGGAUGAUUAACUGUUAUUGUGUAUUGUGAUCAUAUUAAUUUCGGACGCUGGACACUGUUUUUUUAUUAUUUUUUUAUAGUUUUAUAUAUACAUAUAUAAAUAUACAAAUAUAUCGCCAAUUUUAAGGGUUGGCUUCGUCAUUGGCUACUGUUAAGUCAAUGACAUUAAAAAAGAAAGUAAUAUGUGUGCCUUACUACGGUGUGAUAUACAGUAUAAAAAAGGCAACAACAUGAAGUGCCUGGGUGGGAUAUAAUAUAGGCUUAUUGAAUUUUAUUAUGCGAAAGCAGCCAUGGUCACAUAAUAACUUUUAAGUUCUCUGGUAGCUACUUGAAAAAAAUUAAAACAUUCCAAUGGGCAGCUUUCCCGUUUCUCCUGUGAAUAUUUAAGUGCAGCUAAUUGUAAAGCAAAUAGAGUUCCUAGAUGUUCUAACGAAAACAAUGCUUAAUUUGAAAUUGUUCAGAAUAAGGGUGCUUAGUUUUAUUUUUAUUGGAAAUAUUUUUUUUUUGUUGUGCAAUUUUAAAUUUAAGAAAUUUACAGACACUGUUGUCUUUAGUAAUUGUAACCCUCUUUUUGAGACUGCCUUUUUUUGGGUAAUGGGAGUGUAACGUUUUUUUUUUCCCACAAACAAUUAAACAUUACAUAAUCAAAAGGCAAUGGUUUAGCUUUAAUUUCUGUAAAACUGAACAUAAUGACAAUCCUAUAGAUUACAGUGUUUGUAAUUUGCAAAAAAAAAUCAAAUCUAAGUUACUUGACCAUGACUGUUAUUUAUUUAACGUAUUUGUUAAUUAAGAUUAGAAUAGAUUUCAGUUACAUUUGUAAUUACACACAUUCCUGUCAUAUCAAUAUUAAUUAAGUAAUUUAUACAAUAAGUUAUGAAACGAUUACGAGUAGAUGCAACUGCGAAUAUAUUAAAAAGAAAGAAAAAAAGAGAAACCAACUCGAUAGUAUUUUUAUUGUUUUUAUAUUGGACUGGAAUUAUUAGUUAAUUUAACCCUUUCAGACGUAAUACUGAGGGUUUUGUUUUUGAAAAAUAUUUUCAGUUAUUUCUACUCAUAAAACUUAAGUAAUUAUUUGAAGCAAAGUGCAACAUUCCUUGUAGUCGGGAUUAAUAAGCUUAUUUUUCAUAAAAACGAAAUAGGACAACUUGUAGGAAUAUAGGUAGUAAUCUUUUUUUCUGUAUUUUAUUAUUACCUUACAUCAUCAGAUGGGAGCUUUUUUAUACAAUUUCGUGGUUUUUGGUGAGAUUUUUGGUAUUACCUUUGUAUUAUUAAUUUUCUGCCUUUUUUUCAUUAUUUAUGUUAUAAGCUUUUUUGGUUAAAAUGGGCUUUAACCAGAAAAUUUUGGUAAAAGGUUGAGUUACUUUUAUUCGAUACAAAUUGCGUUGGUUUGCGUUAUUUAUUUGUGACGUUCUGCCAAAGGUUAAUUAAUGACGAGGGGUAACUAAAUGUUCUAAAAUAAAAAAAAAGAAGACUGAUAUGUAAUCAGAUAUAUUGCUCACAUUUCGUAGGGCAAGUUGUUCACAAAUCUUUUUUGAUGUAUUUGAAAGUAUUAGUUAUGACUGCACUAAGAGAGAAUCGUAAAUUAGUUACAAAUAAAUUGAUGGUCGUAUUAUUUAAUAUUAUUUAAACAAAUCGAUACUAAUUCAACUUAAAACAAUUAAAAUUUCUAGUUCAAAAGAGUAAUAAAAUAAAAAAGCGUUAUUUUAAUGUAUAUCUACUUUAAUUAUGAUAGCAAUUAAUUCUUGAACAAUCAAUAUCUUUUUUUUUAGUUGUUUAUAUUAUAAAAUACAUAUGUAUGUAACGUCUGUGUUAAUAAUUUUCAUCUUUAUUUUUACGUAGCUGCGAGACCUAUUGGUCAUUACGUUUAAUUUAUAUUCCAUAAAUAUACCGAAUGUACAGGCACGAAACUGUGAUGCAAAUAACUUUUUUUGUCUUAAAUAAAACCCUUUACAUUAAAUUGAAUUAAUUUUUAAAAACAAUAUCCACCUAAGCGACUAGUCAGCAGAUUUUGUGGGAUUUGUUUGAAGAAGUCGUAGCUUAGGGUUGUUUAUCAAUUACAUUUAUUAUAAUUUGUAGUUUCUUAUAUUAUACAUUUA